AUGCGCGCGCGGCUGCUGAUAGUCGUGUUGGGAAGCUGCUUGGCAGCCAUCGUCGGUAACUUCGUGUUGAACUCAGAUGCAGGCACAGCACUUUCUGGGGGUCUUCUGGGUCGGAGGCCGGCCGUACACCGCACAAGCCGCUAUGCAAAAGGCAGGCAGAGUAGCCUUGACGUCAGGGGCUUGCUUCAGAAAGCAGGCCUGAUUCUUCCAGAGCCUACGGAAACUUUUGUGUCGGAAUCGGAAGAUGAUUCGCUGGAGAUUGAAGCGCCCAUUCCUCUGUUGCAGCAAGGGCUCUCUCAACGUUUGACCGAAGUAAUCGGAGAGAUCGAAGAGAAUUGGCCAAACAAGGAGGCCGUAGUGCCAGAAGAUGAAGACAUAGAGCUCGAGACGCCGCUGCAAAACUUGGAUGUACCCCUCCAGUGGCUGGAGCGCAACUUUGACAUUCGGCCAAAGCAAGAGGAGCUGGUCUCAGAGAAGAAAGCUCUGAGGUUUGAAACGCCUCUCUCAGCACUGUUUCCCGGUGUGUUGGAGGAGGCUUUUGAAAGUACCGAAACCUGGACGGACCUUCUGCUGCCGCUGCUUGAUGCGGAAUCUGUGCUCGUAGACUCAAUGGAUGAAUCUAACUACGUGACAGUGACGCUGGAGAAGCCGCUGGGGAUACAGAUCGAGGAAAACCCACCGCAAUUGGGAGGUGGCGUGGCGGUGAAGAGCAUCAAGCCAGGUUCAAACGCUGCGCGAAGUCAGUUGAUACAGCCUGGAUACCAGCUGCUGGCAGCCUCUGGAAUAGCUGUGCAUGGGCUGCACCUCGAGGAUGCGUCGAGGCCGAUUGAAGCCGCACAGGGCCGUGUGCAGCUAACUUUCUUCAACGGGAGUGCUGAGACUUUCUACGGCCUACUGGGACCCGACCCCGAGUGGCUGUCUGCCUUCUUGAGAAAGCUGCAGAUGGAGCACUUUGCGUGGUCCUUCCAGGAAGGAUUGGCUCCGAAGAAAUCCUGGAGCUGGGCCUUGGAGCUCCUCGAGGAACUGAGGAGUCAAAGUGGCGUAGAUGUGCAGACGCUGCACAGCGCCUACGGGGCCGCCAUGGAGGCCUGUCAAAGGGCCUCGCGCUGGGAGCCUGCUUUGGAACUGCUCAGCGAGAUCCGGCGGCUUCCAAAAACGCGGCCCACUGCAGCAAACUAUCGCUCAGCCAUCCUCGCCUGCGAGCGCGCCGGCGAAAUGUUGAAAGCUUUGUGGCUCUUAGAGGAGAUGCUCGAGGCGGGCCUGAAACCGGAUCGAGCCACUUACAACAGUGCCGUUGGCGCCUGCAGAGCGAUUCUCAGGUCUCCGGCCAGGGGUGAUCGCGGGCGGAGUGUGACAGAAAGCGGGUGGAGAGCAUCCUCGCGAAGCAAGGACCUUCCAUCUGUGCAGCUUCCUGGAAUGCCGAUUCAGUGGGAUGCAGGAAUCGACCUGCAGCUCAGGAGCAGGAAUGCUUCACCGGGGCCAUCCCUUGCUGCUAAGAGGCGUGCCGUGUCUGUGGGAUCGUUCGAGCGUCAAGUCACCAGAUCUUCAUCACAGGGUGCCCUCUCGUCAGCUGGCUUCCAUGCCCUGAGGCCUUUGACAGGUGGUGGUGCCUCACAUGGACGACACAUGGGUCGACGGUUCCGACACCUGGGCCUGGAAGUGCGGCAAGAUGCGAAGGGAAGAGGACUGUAUUGCACUCGGAGCUUCCGCCAGGGUGAGACACUUUUCGUCGGCGAGGCAGCUCUUCUAGUCUGCCUUCCAGACCUGUGGAAGAACUGCUGUUCGAAAUGCCUUGCAAGCAGCUUCGAUGCUGAUGGUCUGAGGAUCUGCCAGGGCUGCGGGACAGCGGCAUUUUGCUCGUGCUGCUGGGGCGAUCCGUGGCACAGCGAGGAGUGCCCUGUGCUGGCCAAGCUGCUUGAAGCAUGCAAAGACCAUGCUCGGUCUCGGGGGAUCGAAGAGCAUGACCACUGGCAGCAGCUGGUCUGCUGUGCCCUCUCAAUCUCUCGGCUUUUACGCCUUCUUCACAGUGGCCGAGAACCCAAAUCUGCUCCGUGUGCCAAGCUUGCCGUGGCCUUGCUUGAAGAUUUCGCCGAGCUCUGUACACCACCGGAGGACAUUCCAGGUGAUCCACAAGCUUUUGCUGCGUUGUUGAUGGGCGAGCCCUUGAAUGCCUUGUUUCCAGCAGAGCUUCGGCACAGCCCAGAGCUGGUAGAUGUGAUCUGCCACUGCUACGAGCAGUUGACUUGCAACAGCUUCUUGGUGUGCAGCGGUGAUGCCACGCCUGCUGGCCAGCUCUGCGACCCAAUUGCAGCGCUUUUGAACCAUUCUUGCAGUCCCAAUGCUGCCAUCGUCUGGCAGAUUCCGGCGAAGGGCAGGACACAUCGUGUGCAGUGCAUCCGUGACCUCAGCGCCGGGGACGAGGUUCUGAUCAGCUACGUUGAUGCAACACGCCCGUGGUGGAUACGCCAACCGUCGCUGAAGGCAACAUAUGGCUUCAUUUGUGAUUGCGCCGUGUGUCGGCCGAUCAGUGCUUGGGAGCGUAGUGUGGCCGUUGGGGCCCGGCCGACAAAGCUCCCAGCGGGGAUCGAGGAAAGCAUCGCAGCCGUGAAGGCAGCCGACGGGACCAUUCUGAUGAUCAGUGCUGAGCGAACCAGGGCAUUGGGCAUGUUUCUGCGCAAAGAGAUGGGCAUCAACGUAGAAGUGGCAUCCGACAAAGAUAUUUGCCGGGUUGCGGAUGCUGCCGCUGCAGUUGGGCAGCUGGCCGGCAGCCCUGGCCAGCUCAAUUGUGAAGAAGCUCGGAACAGGCUUUUGCAGCUGCGUCCGGCUUGGGAGAGUCUCUUGCAGCUUCUGGGGCCGCGGCACAUGCUCCUCCGAGAGCUGAUCAGUGUUCUGUGCAUCGCAGAAAUUGCGGAAGACUGGAAGACCUGUAUGGAGUUGGCUCCAAAGGUUCUAACCGCUUUGGGAAUCCCAGAUGAGGAGAUGUCAUCCAGGAAAGCAGAGGUCUUGGCACUUCUUGCAAUCGCGAAGAUCAGGACUGCCGAGGAUGGUGCCUCGCAGCUGGAAGCCCAGUCAGAGAGUAAGGCCGCGCUGGAAUCCAUGGUGUGGCUCUAUGGGGAGAACCUGCCAAAGCAGUCCCGAGUUCUCACACUGCAGCACUUGCUACAUGAGAACGUGGCGAUGGACCUGGACAGCAUGGAUUGA
Messenger RNA from Symbiodinium sp. CCMP2592, 3201 nucleotides. The record is from the annotation of a GenBank genome assembly. Lineage: Eukaryota; Dinophyceae; Suessiales; Symbiodiniaceae.